Messenger RNA from Homo sapiens (human), 14142 nucleotides. RefSeq names its product kinesin family member 26B (gene KIF26B). Gene Ontology annotation, biological process: animal gross anatomical part developmental process; system development; microtubule-based movement. The record is from RefSeq and is a predicted model, not a curated record. Lineage: Eukaryota; Metazoa; Chordata; Mammalia; Primates; Hominidae. Bases 1590 to 7316 code for a protein of 1908 amino acids. Gene Ontology annotation, cellular component: cytoplasm; cytoskeleton. Gene Ontology annotation, molecular function: ATP binding; microtubule binding; microtubule motor activity. The transcript is spliced from 14 exons.
AAUGUUGGCCAGGUUGGUCUCAAACUCCUAACUGAAAGUAAUCCAUCAACCUUGGCCUCGCCAAGUGCUGAGAUUAUAGGCGUGAACCACUGUGCCUGGCCCACCUACUUCCAGUUUAAAGUCACCUGGGAAAUACUUGGAGUACAGUUUUGUCAUUUUAAUCCUUUUUUGGACCACAACAAUCACUUUACGAACAUUUUUUUAACUUUUUCAGAAUCGAUUCAAGGAAAAGUGAUAGAGGCAGGUGGGGACGGGGAGGUGAGUUUUCUUCGCAUUUUUGGGAAUCUCAACUCCUGAGCCUGUCUUACUAGUACGGGUUCCCCAACCCCACGACUAGAACUAUCUUAGUGGUUUCUUCCUAAAGAGAUGUACACGUGUGUGUGUGUGUGUGUGUGGUGGGCGUGGGUGGGUGUGUAGAGUAGGGAAAAGGUGAGAAGUGGCUCUCUUGCUAUAGACUUUUGCUUUUUACUCUUUUCCACUGAGUCUGCUCAUAUUAUUCAUACGAUUAUCACGUUAGAGGUUUUGGAGUUGUAGUGGCUAUCGUUUUAAGUUUCUUGUAGAAUUAAUUUAUAUAAGUAGACAAUGUAUAUGAAUUGAUUGAUUCAAAUCUGUAUCUUACAGGAUCUGUUAAAGAUAGUCAGAAGGCUGUCUUUUAAAAUGUGAGGACAAAUCAGUUUAACAGUAUAGCAGAGAAGUACAGCUGUGCUCUGUCAAACUCUAGGCUCCUGUGUGUUGGAAUGACUAGAGGCAGCAGGGAGAGGGGUCCUGGUUUACUCACCCCCUCUCCCUCUUUCACAUACUAGCUUGGGCUUGUUGUGGUUGAGGUGGUGUGGGAACAUCUAGAAGGUUCAUUCAAAAAAGACAGCCUCAGCCUUUGCUCAGACGCUCAAGAUGUUCUGCCGGCUCUCCCUACCAUGAAAGUUCUCUGAGAAGCCAGUAAAGAUGGCAGCCUCUAAAGAGGUUAGCUUUAUUUGGUGGAGGGGCGGUAGGGGUGGCACACACCGAGGAAGAUUCGGAUCGUGGCACAUCCUUGUGGUCAGGCCCAGAAAUCCUCAUUGCCCUGCAGCCACCCAGGUCAUGAUUCAUGAGGUGGGGGUCUAAGCUGAGAAUGGCUGGCCGGUUCUCUGACUUCGUGGGUGUGUAAUAGUUGGUUGCAACUGACUUCUCAAGAAUGACAGUUACUGACUGGAGCUGGCAGAGAGGUGUGGCCAAGUUCCUGGAGAAAUGCUUCCUGCUCCUCCCGCCCUCCCCACCACCAUCCUGCUGUAUUUAAAGCUGCUUUGGUGAUGCUUUGCUCAUCUCAGUGAAUUUUCAGUUCAGACCUUUUCACUAAGGAUCAUUAUGGAAGAAAGAGGGGUAAGAAGUGUGGCUGAGUAGCCUAGGAUUAAUUCAUCAGUCCCCAAAUAAGCAAACACGAUGUCUCAGGAUGGACGGUGAAAUUCUGGACCUCACAGGACCCUGCUUUCUCGGCUGUGAUUCACGACAAACUCCAGGUCCCCAACACCAUCCGGAAGGCAUGGAACGACCGGGACAACCGCUGUGACAUUUGCGCCACUCACCUGAACCAGUUGAAGCAGGAGGCCAUCCAGAUGGUGCUGACGUUGGAGCAGGCAGCCGGCAGUGAGCACUACGACGCCUCGCCCUGCUCCCCGCCACCGCUCUCCAACAUCCCCACCCUGGUGGGGUCCCGGCACGUGGGUGGGCUCCAGCAGCCCAGAGACUGGGCCUUUGUGCCCGCCCCCUGUGCCACCUCCAACUACACAGGCUUCGCCAACAAGCACGGCAGCAAACCCAGCAGCCUUGGGGUCAGCAAUGGGGCGGAAAAGAAGAGCGGGUCCCCAACCCACCAGGCCAAGGUCAGCCUCCAGAUGGCCACCAGUCCAAGCAAUGGGAACAUCCUCAAUUCGGUGGCCAUCCAGGCUCACCAGUACCUGGAUGGCACCUGGUCCCUGUCGAGAACCAACGGGGUCACCCUGUACCCAUACCAGAUCUCCCAGCUGAUGACAGAGAGUAGCCGGGAGGGACUAACAGAAGCAGUGCUGAACCGCUACAAUGCAGACAAGCCUUCCGCCUGCAGUGUCCCAGCCUCGCAGGGCUCCUGCGUGGCCAGCGAGACUUCCACAGGCACAUCGGUGGCCGCCUCCUUCUUUGCACGAGCUGCCCAGAAGUUAAAUCUGUCUUCUAAAAAGAAGAAACAUCGGCCUUCCACUUCUUCCGCUGCCGAACCACCGCUCUUUGCAACCAGCUUCAGUGGGAUUCUGCAGACCUCCCCUCCCCCAGCCCCACCCUGCCUGCUGAGGGCUGUCAACAAGGUGAAGGACACCCCGGGGCUGGGCAAGGUGAAAGUCAUGCUUCGCAUCUGUUCCACCUUGGCUCGAGAUACUUCAGAAUCCAGCUCUUUCUUAAAGGUGGACCCACGGAAGAAGCAGAUCACCUUGUACGAUCCCCUGACUUGUGGAGGUCAAAAUGCCUUCCAAAAGAGAGGCAACCAGGUUCCUCCAAAGAUGUUUGCCUUCGAUGCAGUUUUUCCACAAGACGCUUCUCAGGCUGAAGUGUGUGCAGGCACCGUGGCAGAGGUGAUCCAGUCUGUGGUCAACGGGGCAGAUGGCUGCGUGUUCUGUUUCGGCCACGCCAAACUGGGAAAAUCCUACACCAUGAUCGGAAAGGAUGAUUCCAUGCAGAACCUGGGCAUCAUUCCCUGUGCCAUCUCUUGGCUCUUCAAGCUCAUAAACGAACGCAAGGAAAAGACCGGCGCCCGUUUCUCAGUCCGGGUUUCCGCCGUGGAAGUGUGGGGGAAGGAGGAGAACCUGCGGGACCUGCUGUCGGAGGUGGCCACGGGCAGCCUGCAGGACGGCCAGUCCCCGGGCGUGUACCUCUGUGAGGACCCCAUCUGCGGCACGCAGCUGCAGAACCAGAGCGAGCUGCGGGCCCCCACCGCAGAGAAGGCUGCCUUUUUCCUGGAUGCCGCCAUUGCCUCCCGCAGGAGCCACCAACAGGACUGUGAUGAGGACGACCACCGCAACUCACACGUGUUCUUCACACUGCACAUCUACCAGUACCGGAUGGAGAAGAGCGGGAAAGGGGGAAUGUCUGGAGGUCGCAGCCGCCUGCAUCUCAUUGAUCUCGGCAGCUGUGUGAAAGCUCUUAGCAAAAAUCGAGAAGGAGGCUCAGGGCUGUGUCUCUCGCUGUCUGCUCUGGGCAAUGUCAUCCUGGCUCUCGUCAAUGGCAGCAAACACAUUCCAUACAAAGAGAGCAAGCUCGCCAUGUUGCUGCGGGAGUCUCUGGGGAACAUGAACUGCCGUACCACCAUGAUCGCGCACAUCUCGGCCGCGGUCGGGAGCUACGCGGAGACCCUGUCCACCAUCCAGAUUGCAUCGAGAGUCUUGAGGAUGAAGAAAAAGAAGACGAAGUACACAUCCAGCUCGUCCGGCGGGGAGAGCUCCUGCGAAGAAGGCCGCAUGCGCAGGCCCACCCAGCUGAGACCCUUCCACACCAGGGCCACGGUGGACCCUGACUUCCCCAUCGCUCACCUGUCCAGCGACCCCGACUACUCCUCCAGCAGCGAGCAGUCCUGCGACACCGUCAUCUACAUCGGGCCCAACGGCACGGCCCUCUCUGACAAGGAGCUCACCGACAACGAGGGCCCCCCAGACUUUGUCCCUAUCGUGCCAGCCCUGCAGAAGACCCGGGGCGACAGCCGGCCCGCAGAGGCAGGAGAGGCUGCAGCCGGCAAGUCAGAAAGGGACUGCCUGAAGUGCAACACGUUUGCCGAGCUGCAGGAGAGGCUGGACUGCAUCGACGGCAGCGAGGAGCCCAGCAGCUUUCCUUUCGAAGAACUGCCUGCUCAGUUUGGGCCAGAGCAGGCAAGCAGAGGCCCCCGGUUAAGCCAAGCAGCGGGGGCAAGCCCACUCUCUGAGUCUGAUAAGGAAGAUAAUGGGUCCGAAGGUCAGCUGACCAACAGAGAAGGCCCUGAACUCCCAGCCUCCAAGAUGCAGAGGAGUCACUCACCUGUGCCCGCCGCGGCACCCGCCCACAGCCCCAGCCCGGCCUCACCCAGGAGCGUCCCGGGCAGCAGUAGCCAGCACAGCGCCUCCCCACUCGUGCAGAGCCCCAGCCUCCAGAGCAGCCGGGAGAGCCUCAACUCCUGCGGCUUCGUGGAAGGCAAGCCCAGGCCCAUGGGCUCCCCCCGGCUGGGCAUCGCCAGCCUGUCCAAGACCUCGGAGUACAAGCCACCCAGCUCUCCUUCCCAGAGAUGCAAAGUCUACACCCAGAAGGGGGUCCUGCCGUCUCCCGCCCCACUGCCUCCCUCGAGCAAGGAUUCCGGCGUGGCGUCUAGGGAGUCCUUGCUGCAGCCCGAGGUGCGUACGCCCCCGGUUGGAAUGAGCCCCCAGGUUUUGAAAAAAUCCAUGUCUGCUGGGAGCGAAGGGUUCCCGGAAACUCCUGUCGAUGAUGAGCAGCAGGCAGCUACUCCUUCAGAGUCCAAGAAGGAGAUCCUGAGCACCACGAUGGUGACGGUGCAGCAGCCACUGGAGCUGAACGGUGAGGACGAGCUGGUGUUCACGCUGGUGGAGGAGCUGACCAUCAGCGGGGUCCUGGACAGCGGCCGCCCCACCAGCAUCAUCAGCUUCAACAGCGACUGCUCUGCACGGGCCCUGGCCUCGGGCUCGCGGCCCGUCAGCAUCAUCAGCAGCAUCAGCGAGGACCUGGAGUGCUACUCCAGCACGGCCCCCGUCUCCGAGGUCAGCAUCACACAGUUCUUGCCCCUCCCGAAGAUGAGCCUGGAUGAGAAGGCCCAGGACGCAGGGAGCAGACGCUCUUCCAUCAGCUCCUGGCUGAGCGAGAUGAGCGCGGGCAGUGAGGGUGAGCAGUCGUGCCACAGUUUCAUAGCCCAGACGUGUUUUGGGCACGGGGAGGCAAUGGCAGAACCUGUGGCCUCGGAGUUUGUCAGCAGCCUCCAGAACACCGCUGUGGUGUGCAGAGAGAAGCCCAAGGCCAGCCCCGACAACUUGCUCAUCCUGUCUGAGAUGGGAGAUGACUCUUUCAACAAAGCAGCCCCCAUCAAAGGCUGCAAAAUAUCCACAGUGAGCAAGGCCAUGGUCACCAUCUCCAACACGGCCAAUCUGAGCAGCUGCGAGGGGUACAUCCCCAUGAAGACCAAUAUCACAGUUUACCCCUGCAUUGCCAUGAGCCCCCGGAACAUCCAAGAGCCGGAGGCCCCCACCGCCACCCCCAAAGCAGGCCCCACAUUAGCCCAGUCCCGGGAGAGUAAGGAAAACAGUGCAAAGAAAGAGAUGAAAUUUGAGGACCCGUGGCUGAAACGAGAAGAGGAAGUGAAAAAAGAGACGGCUCAUCCCAAUGAAGAAGGGAUGAUGAGGUGUGAGACUGCCACGGGCCCCUCGAAUGCUGAGACCAGAGCAGAGCAGGAGCAGGACGGAAAGCCCAGUCCGGGAGACAGGCUCAGCAGCAGCAGCGGAGAGGUGUCGGCCUCCCCGGUCACUGACAACUUCAGGAGGGUCGUGGAUGGGUGUGAGAUGGCCCUGCCCGGUUUGGCCACCCAGAGCCCCGUGCAUCCCAACAAAAGCGUCAAGUCCAGCAGCCUUCCCAGGGCCUUUCAGAAGGCCAGCCGGCAGGAGGAGCCGGACAGCCUCUCCUAUUACUGCGCUGCUGAGACCAACGGGGUGGGUGCAGCCUCGGGCACCCCGCCCUCCAAGGCUACCCUGGAGGGGAAGGUGGCUUCCCCCAAGCACUGUGUUCUGGCUCGGCCCAAAGGGACUCCCCCUCUGCCCCCUGUCCGAAAGUCCAGCCUGGACCAGAAGAACCGGGCCAGCCCUCAGCACAGUGCCAGCGGCAGCGGCACCAGCAGCCCCCUGAACCAACCAGCCGCCUUCCCGGCGGGCCUCCCAGACGAGCCUAGCGGCAAGACGAAGGACGCCAGCAGCAGCAGCAAGCUCUUCAGUGCCAAGCUGGAGCAGCUGGCCAGCAGAAGCAACUCGCUGGGCAGGGCGACAGUCAGCCACUACGAAUGCCUCUCCCUGGAGCGGGCCGAGAGCCUGUCCUCCGUGAGCUCCCGGCUGCACGCGGGCAAGGACGGCACCAUGCCCCGCGCGGGGAGGAGCCUGGGCCGCAGCGCCGGGACCUCGCCCCCCAGCUCCGGGGCCUCGCCCAAGGCCGGCCAGUCCAAGAUCUCCGCCGUGAGCAGACUCCUCCUGGCCAGCCCCAGAGCGCGCGGCCCGUCCGCCUCCACCACCAAAACCCUCAGCUUCUCCACCAAGUCCCUGCCGCAGGCGGUGGGCCAGGGCUCCAGCUCGCCCCCCGGUGGGAAGCACACGCCCUGGUCCACGCAGUCCCUCAGCAGGAACAGGAGCUCGGGCCUGGCCUCCAAGCUUCCCCUGCGGGCCGUCAGCGGGCGCAUCUCGGAGCUGCUGCAGGGUGGCGCGGGCGCCCGGGGCUUGCAGCUGCGGGCCGGGCCCGAGGCGGAGGCGCGCGGGGGGGCCCUGGCCGAGGACGAGCCCGCGGCCGCGCACCUGCUCCCGUCGCCCUACAGCAAGAUCACGCCCCCGCGGAGGCCCCACCGCUGCAGCAGCGGCCACGGCAGCGACAACAGCAGCGUGCUGAGCGGGGAGCUCCCGCCGGCCAUGGGGAAGACGGCCCUGUUCUACCACAGCGGCGGCAGCAGCGGCUACGAGAGCGUGAUGCGGGACAGCGAGGCCACCGGCAGCGCGUCCUCGGCGCAGGACUCCACGAGCGAGAACAGCAGCUCCGUGGGCGGCAGGUGCCGGAGCCUCAAGACCCCGAAGAAACGCUCCAAUCCAGGUUCUCAGAGACGGAGGCUUAUCCCAGCACUAUCCCUGGACACCUCUUCCCCUGUGAGAAAACCCCCCAACAGCACAGGCGUCCGCUGGGUGGAUGGCCCCUUGCGGAGCAGCCCGAGGGGCCUUGGGGAACCCUUUGAGAUUAAAGUCUAUGAAAUCGAUGACGUGGAGCGCCUGCAGCGGCGACGAGGGGGUGCCAGCAAGGAGGCCAUGUGCUUCAAUGCAAAGCUGAAGAUUCUGGAACACCGCCAGCAGAGGAUCGCCGAGGUCCGCGCGAAGUACGAGUGGCUGAUGAAGGAGCUGGAGGCGACCAAACAGUAUCUGAUGCUGGAUCCCAACAAGUGGCUCAGUGAAUUUGACUUGGAGCAGGUUUGGGAGCUGGAUUCCCUGGAGUACCUGGAGGCACUGGAGUGUGUGACGGAGCGCCUGGAGAGCCGUGUCAACUUCUGCAAGGCCCAUCUCAUGAUGAUCACCUGCUUCGACAUCACCUCCAGGCGCCGGUAGAUGAGCCAGACCCUUGUCCUAGUGGUCCCCCGCUCCCCAGGACUUCAGAGAUGUUGCACGCCCCUAGGCCCUCUGUGCUGGGGCAUCAAAGACAAUGAAUGAGGAUGAAGGUUGGUGGCAAGUCUGGAGCGGGCGUUGAGCGGAAGGCGAGUUUUCUUUUGUUUUCUGUAGGAAAGGUGCAAACGUCAAACACCGUGGAAGGAGAAAAGGAUGGGAAGCCCGAGGGGUGUCCAAGCCCUGUGAGACUGAAAAAGCACUUUGAGGAACCUUAAAGACCUUGUUUGUACAUAAGAACUGCUAGCAAAAGAGACCUCACUCUUCUCUUGCUUUCGUGAGAAAGGAGGGGCGUGGAUGUAGGAUUGCUGUGGAAAGCGAACACAAAACAACCCAGAAUGACUGAUUAAGUGCCUUGCAAAUCUUUAUUAUUAUCCAAACAUUUAUGUUCAUACUUUCUUGUGUACAGAUGGUGCUAGUCAAGAUGAAAACAACAAAACAAACAAGAAAAACAUUUUGGAAAUGUAUUCACAGCUCUUUUUCUCUUGGUGUUUUAUCCUAUUUCUGACUUGCUGUUUCUAAGUAAGUUGUGUUUGUAGAGCUAUUUCUUAAUCAGUAUUGCUUAUGAAUAAAUAUUACCUGUCUUUUAUGGUUAUUCUGGUGAGGCCACUCAAACAGAGAGACUUCCCUCGGCACGAGCCAGUGUGUGUGUUUCCAAAGUAGGUUUGGAGCAGCAGGUGACCUCGAUGCCACAUCCCAACAAGCAGCGUGGUCAGGUAGACCCAGAAGGUUGAUUGUGGGGCAGGUGCUUUAGAGAACAGGUGAGGAGACGGCACCUGCAGCACAGGGGAGGAGGAGUCCUUUGCGACCUGGGCCCUCCCUGCUCCUGGGAGGUGGGCCGUAUGUUCUGUAGACCGUUUGCCCCCCUCAAGUCCUCCACACAUGUGGUUCCUUGACCCACAAAUCCACAGUUUGCGUGGCCCUCAAAAUUCAUAUUCAUUUUUAUUCCAAAAAGUCUUGAACGAAAGCUGGAACCAAUUCACCAGAGCCAUAUUUCUUUCUUUAGUAUUUUCUAGUGUUGUGUUGUAGAUUGAUUAAAGUGGGUUUUUCCCCAGCUGAGAGACCUUCUCAGGCUUGUUCAGAGACUUCAACUGUAUUGGAUUAGAAGAAGGAUUCUUGAGACUGUACAUCUUGUCUGUUGUCCAGAGUACAAGGAUUUCAGCUCUCCUGUGUCCCAAAGCCUCUAUGCCAAGAAGGGACAGGCUUGUCCUCUCAGUCUUUGCUCCUGCCCAAAGGCAGAGAGAGCUUCCCCUCCAUAACUCACACGACCCUGGAUAGGCAGAACAUAGCUGAAGACUAUGGAUGUCCAGGUCUUGGCUCCCAACAACUCAGGACCUCAAAUUCAGAUGUUCCUCCCUAUAACAAUUCCCUUAGGAAUUAUGAUACCCAUUUUAGUGAUUGAUAGAAACCUGGGGUACAGAGUGGUCAAGGGAUUUCCCUGAUAAAAGCUGUGGUGCUGAUGAUAGUGCAGCCCAGAAUCUAAGAGUCCCUGCAGCCUUCGCAUCGAGGAUGGUACUUAGGCGUGUGCAGAGCACGCUUCCCUUUUGCCCUCAAAUGCAGCAUAUCUUCAUGAGCCUAUUUAUUUCCAAGCUAGGCUGUCUUUAUUAACCAACAACUCAGCCCCAGCCACUCCCCAAGCGGGGAAAAAAACACUACGUUUCUUGGUCAGUGUACCUCUGGACACUGCAGCCCACACAGCUGGCUGAACUCGGUAAAUGGGAACCGAAGUCUUGUGAGCUUCACAUGACCUGAUCCUUUGUUAUCAGAACAGGGUUCAGGUGGCCCUGUUGGCUCAUGUGCUUUGGAAGCCAGCUCCCUGGGUCACGAGUCUGGCUUUGCACUUUCCAUAAGAGUCUGCUUCUAUGCAAAGGUGCAAACAGGAGACAUGCCCAAAUCUGCUGGCUGAACAGGCUAAACUACAGUGAGAGGCUGCUCUGGCAUGGCUCGUUCUUCCUUCUGUGUAUCUCCCAAGUCUGACAAGUGUGUUGCCCUGGGAAGCAGGACCUCCCUGAGCUCCUUAACCUUGACCCCAUUCUGCAGGACAGUCGCAUGCUCUGGGCUCGCCUCUGGCCUCAAAGCACUUGUGUAAGUGGGCUUGCUUAACAGUAAUAUCCUUGGAGGCUUCUGGACCCAAAGGGAAGCCAAUCCUUCGAGUUUGCCAUUGGGCUGCUGGUUGCUGGUUUCAAACAUAUAGUUCAUGAAAAGUCUUUAAUUGGAGAUUUUCAAAGGUGAAUAUUCUGUUUUUGUUGGAAAGAAACUCAUCUGAUGAGUCAUCGAUGAGUUUGGCUUUCGCCCCUGCCACAUCCUCCCCUGAGGUUCCUUCCAUGCUGCACUGCCUUCCUUUAGCCAGUGACAGAGCCUGGUGCCCUUCCUGGACUGAAACCGAUGGAAUCCUUCCGAGGGGAGUGGCAUUCGGCUUGCCUCCUGCCUAAAUCUGCUUUUAUCCAUUUGUAGCAACUUUAUGCUGUAACAAAAGGCGGAAGGAAACCAAGAGUUCUCUUAGCAAGUCAGACUCCUUCCCAAGAUGGCAAUCACAGAACACCUCGCAGGAUCUCGCAGGCCACGGUGAAGGAGAAUGCUUUAUGUUGAUGUUGUCCAUUCUCUCUCUCUUCUCUUUGCUUUUUUUUGACCUAAAUAAGCUGCAAACAUGUUAAUUUACCAAUAUUGAUAAACCACAUGAAGAAAUCAGGCAUUUUACGUUAUGAUGUGCUUGUUCCUGUCUCUGCCUAUAAAUUGACUGUAUUGAUGAUGAAGGAAGGAGUUCCGGCUGACCAUUCUGAAGCAGUCCCAGUCACGGGAGGAUGCCUUACCCAGUGGCCAGACAUGAUAGUUCCAGGUCUCCCCUUGGUUUUGGUGAUAGAGAACCCAAGGAGGCAAGGGGGAAUAUCAACGAACCCAUUUCUAUUUCAUUACCCACAAGCGAAAGGACUAGAAAAAAAUAUUUGAAAUUAACAUUUAGAUGCAUAGGUCUAACUCCUUGUGUGAACCUGUCCUCCUCACCCCCUGCUCCAAAUAUGUGAGGUGGAAGCAUUAGCAGCGGAGCAAAACUAAGAUCUAAGAACGGGCGGUGGUGCUAUUGUGUCCCUGGGAGUCACUCCACGUCGCAUUGCACGGUGGUGCUGAGGAGCGAGAGUUUGCUUUAUCAUGGGCUUUCAGUUCCCACCUGCGAGCUGCAAACUUUGAUCUUGUUGUCCUUGAAUUCCCCUCUACAUCACGAGGAAGCUGUCUCUUUCAUCUCUUCCGGAUUUGGAAUCAGAACACUCUGCCCGUUGUUUAUUCGCCAGUUGCCAUUCUUAACAUGGGGGAGCAUUAAGAUGCAAAUGCAGAGAUGUGUCCUGUCUUGACAAAGGUGGGAACCCCUGAGCUGGAGAAGGGGCUCCUCUCAUGAGAAGCUGGGGUAAACAGCCAGGCAUCGCAGCGUGGGGAAUUAGACAGGCAGGAAUCUGGCCUGGUUUGUCAUAAAUUAGCCUUCAACUUGAAGUCUAUUAUGUUCUUAUAAGGCGGUAGUGACUUCAGUCCAGCCGCAUCUACCAUCCAGGGUGGAGGUUCAAAAAGUCUUAUACGCACCUACAAGUCUCACGCUUGCUGCUCAGACUUUCUGAUAAAAUCUCAGAGUUCUGUUUGUAUUGACCAAAAAUGCAGUUGUGCCCACUUGGGUGUGUAUCUCAUGUCCUUGUAAACCAGCCACCUUCUUUGGAUAGAAGGCAAGGCUGACAAAUCUGCAGAUUUGUUCAAUGCAAACACAGCCGUCUAUAUCAUUGGCCACUGCUGAUUAUAUUGAGUGUUUUUAGGUUUUUUAGGUUUCUUAUUCCAAAAAGGAUUUUAGACUGUAAAAUGACUAAAGAUGAGUUAAUUUCCAAACUAAAAAAGGAAGGAGUCCUGCCUGUACUCAUUGUUCUUUCCUGCUGGACUAGUAACCCAUUCUUGGAGCACACACAGAGUCCCUCGCUUCUAAAGACAAUACGUCUUAAACCCUGAAAACUUGCCAGUGAGAAAGAGGUUGAAAGUCCUGUUUGCUAUUAGUUGAGGCUAAGCCGUCUGCUGCCACUGUCCCUGGGGCCUCCAUGCUGCCGCCGGGGUAUGUGGCCCAGCUGUCCCCCCAUGAAGGACACUCUUCAAUGCCACCACACGGGAGUCUGGGCAGGGAGGAAAGGCACACAGCCCACUUUUCUCUGCACCAAAUGAAACAAAGCUGGGUGUUCAGUGUCACUGAUGCAAGUAAAUGGGUCUCAAAUUUUGGUGGGGGCAGUGUUUCUUUGGAUUCUGAUACCUCUUUUUCCACCUCCAGAAAGUAUCUGUCAACAUUGGUGGGUAACAGCUUAUAAAGUGCAUCACUUAGUAAUCUUCCUGACAAAAUGACACAUUUUAAAAUUACAACCUGUUCAUUAUUUCCAUCAUAAUGCAAGCGUAAUUCUAAUCCGGGAGAAGAUACUGUCAUUUAAGCUCAUCUUCUCAAAAAAAUUUUUUCUGAAAAUUCCUGGAAACUAAUUUAUCCCUCCCUAAACAAACACAUUCUGCUUUUGGGUGGCCCUACCCAGAACCUGCAGCAAUGUCAUAACACUGGACACAGUGCGGCUUGGGGCAGUAUCAAGCCUUCAUUGCAUACAAACCUUAAUCUCUAAGCAUAGUUGUUCCCAAGGUCCACACGUGUGGAGGCGAGUACUGAAAUACCACACUCACACAUCUAUUCCAUGCGUACCUAGAAAUUACCUUCAACACUAAAAAAGGUUCCUUCUUUCAUUCCCUAUCCUGCUAACAGCCCACAUUGUAAUAUUUGAUUUAUGAAGAAGUUCUAAUUUAUUUGUGAACUCAGGAUGUUGCUUUACAGCAUUGCUCGUGUUCUCUCAUUUACUUAUUAUGCAUCACGGUUGGAAAUGCUAUCCACGUGCCGUGCAUCGAGGUGGAGAUUUGCUGGAUCUGUCUGUGGCUAUUUUUUUCCAUGUUUUUCUCACUCAAGCAAAGUCUGUUAGUGGAAACAUGGGCUGGGGGAUGGGGAGAGGACAGAUAAAGCAAGAGAAUAGGGAUUAGGGUCCAAUCCUCAAUGCACAGGGCUUAGUUCAAAAUCUAAGCUGUUUCUGUAGUAAGCAGCCAAAUGGGAAAGAUCCCUUCGUUUUGAAUUUGAUGAGAAUGGGCUUGGAAAUCCACGCCCACCGGCUUGCACGGAAGAGGACUCAGCCUCUUCCUAAUGGUUCAACAUUCAAUUCCUGAGGAAAGUGCUGAUAGUAUUAGUUCCCUACAUUUCCCUAAGACUCCCAUCCAACCCCUAGUGCUACUGAAGAGGGUUUGGGAAAGCAAUUGGAGUUCCUUAGCUUGGAUAUAUAUAGUACCUGUUUUUUUCCUCUGGAAAAACCAAAGUACUUUAGUGAGUCUUACAAUCUUAAGGCAUUUUGUCCCCUCACUGGGUCCCGAGAGGCAGGGAGGGGCUAGGCCUUGAGCUAGGAGCAAGGACAUGGGCCGCCAGGCCUGGUUGUUACUAGCUGUGCAACCUUGGGCGAGCCUCUUCGCUUUGCUGGGCCUCAGGUUCCCGAGUGGAAGACUGGGGGUCAGAACAGCUGCCCUUCUGGGAGAGCAUCAAGAGAAAGUGGUAUAAGUGAUGGGAAGUGCUUUGAAGAAAUUAAAGGUCUGUCUAGGAGCUGGGGGUAAUCAUUUACAGAUGAAGAAACUGAAGUCUAGUCAUUGACUGGCCCGAGUUCACAGAGUGGUUUUAUAGCAAAACAGGGACUUGAGUCCAGCUUAUUGGAUUCUUCCCAUCAGAUCAUAUUGCACCAGGUAUGUGUAGACAUGAACACAUACCAUUCCUCUAAGGUGUGUGUACAUACACGGAUGUGUGUGUACAGGAGGUACCUGACAUGGUGAAAGGCCAUAGGACAGAAAACCUGAGUUCUAAUUCCAGCUUUGCCAGUCGUCCCGUCCGUGAUAUAUUCCAUAGGACAGAAAACCUGAGUUCUAAUUCCAGCUUUGCCAGUCAUCCUGUCCGUGAUAUAUUCCAUAGGACAGAAAACCUGAGUUCUAAUUCCAGCUUUGCCAGUCGUCCCGUCCGUGAUAUAUUACCUAACUCCUCCAGAACUCAGUUUUCUAACCUAUAAAAUGAAGACAUUGUGCUAGAUGAUCUUUGUGGUUCCUUCAAGCUCUGGAUCUCUAAUUCCAUGAUUAGUAAUGUAUGUAUGUGUAUAUAAAUAUGCUUAUCUGUAGAAAUGGGCCCAUUUGAAAAGUGGAGACAAGGUCUGCCCAGGUGCAUUUAUUGUGCCAGAAACAGUGAAUUCCUAAAUAAGUUCAUAAAAUCUUGUUUUACAAUUCAAUGGUAGUGCUUAAUGUUACUGUCUGAAAUCCACUGUUUAACCAGAUGGAAGACUGGGGCCAUUCAAAACAUUAUUAGUUCACAAGUGUUUGCUGUUAAAAUGCUUCAAUAAAACUCAUUUGUUAAAGUCAGAAAUUCAACUCUUCUGUACUUGGGCAGGUCCCAGCAGCCCCUUGGCAGGCUAGUUUUGUGCAUGGGCCUUUGCAAGCUAUAUAAACGUUAGGUGUUGGCUUGAUUAUGAUAAAUAUGAGCAGGCUCCCUGGAGAACAGUCCAGAAAAAAAGAGUUAUAGUUCUCACAAACUGGUGACAUGAAUCCAUUAAGCUGUGUGGCAUUUUCCAGUGUAAAGACAUUGUUUGCUGGCUACGAUCUCUGACUUUUUGUGGCAUAUGAGGUGUAAAAUGUUGUCAAAAAAGAAUCUGGUGUUUAAAAAAAAAUCAAACUAUGGUGGCAUUAAAUGUUCACUUUUAUUCUA